Andrographis paniculata is the source of this 4734-nucleotide messenger RNA. RefSeq lists its product as uncharacterized. The record is from RefSeq and is a predicted model, not a curated record. Gene Ontology annotation, molecular function: protein binding. Lineage: Eukaryota; Viridiplantae; Streptophyta; Magnoliopsida; Lamiales; Acanthaceae. The transcript is spliced from 14 exons. Bases 339 to 4412 code for a protein of 1357 amino acids.
UUUGACCAACAUUUCUACCAUUGUUAUAGAUUCAACAGUUUCUCCGGAGCAAAGAAGGGAAGCGAACGAAACCAACAUUGUUGUGCUGAAUCCAAAGCUGGUUUCGCUCCUGCUGCUGCCUGUACCCAGUUGUGUAGCGUAAUUCCCAGAAGUUGUGCCUGUCUAAGCUCGCAGCAUCAAACCGAUGCCCCGGGAUCGGGCCGAUCUGAAUCACAGUCGCGACCCUUUCAUUUCCCGAGAGAUCAGGGGUUUAUCGGUGAAAAAUUACUGAGGGUUUUUUGUUUUCUGCGUCAGAUCCAUAGUUUAGCUCAAAGAAUUGGGUGAGGGAUUUGAGCAGAAUGCUACGGCUGCGCGCUUUUCGCCCGACGAAUGAUAAGAUAGUGAAGAUUCAAUUGCACCCUACGCACCCUUGGCUCGUCACAUCUGAUGCAUCAGAUCAUGUCUCCGUUUGGAAUUGGGAGCACCGUCAGGUGGUGUACGAGUUGAAAGCUGGUGGUGUUGAUGAGAGGCGUUUGGUUGGUGUUAAAUUGGAGAAGCUAGCAGAGGGCGAUACAGAGCUUAUUAGAGGAAAACCCACAGAAGCCAUUCGAGGGGGGAGUGUUAAACAGGUUAGUUUUUAUGAUGAUGAUGUGCACUAUUGGCAACUCUGGAAGAAUCGAGCAGCUGCUGCUGAAGCUCCAACAGCUGUCAGCAAUAUCACUUCAUCAUUCAAUUCUCCAGCCCCUUCAACAAAAGGACGCCAUUUUCUUGUUAUAUGUUGUGAGAACAAAGCUAUUUUCCUCGAUCUUGUGACGAUGCGUGGCCGAGAUGUCCCAAAGCAAGAUUUGGACAAUAGAUCUCUUCUAUGCAUGGAGUUCCUGUGUAGAUCAUCUGCUAAUGAUGGGCCUCUUGUGGCAUUUGGUGGAUCUGAUGGUGUAAUUAGAGUUCUCUCAAUGCUAACAUGGAAGCUUGCUAGAAGAUAUACUGGAGGUCACAAAGGAUCAAUUUCUUGUUUGAUGACUUUCAUGGCUUCUACUGGCGAGGCCCUUUUGGUUUCUGGUGGUAGUGAUGGUUUGCUUGUGCUAUGGAAUGCUGACUACGGUCAAGAUUCAAGAGAACUUGUUCCUAAGUUGAGCUUAAAAGCACAUGAUGGAGGGGUUGUUGCUGUUGAGCUUUCCCGUGUAGUUGGUGCUGCACCACAACUGAUUACAAUUGGCGCAGACAAAACUUUAGCUAUAUGGGACACAAUAUCAUUCAAGGAACUACGACGGAUAAAGCCUGUUUCAAAACUGGCCUGUCAUAGUGUGGCCUCUUGGUGCCAUCCUCGAGCACCAAAUCUUGAUAUCUUGACAUGCGUUAAAGAUUCCCAUAUCUGGGCAAUUGAGCAUCCAACAUAUUCAGCUCUAACAAGGCCAUUGUGUGAACUGUCAUCUUUAGUCCCGCCCCAAUUGCUUGCUUCUCACAAGAAGCUACGGGUGUAUUCCAUGGUUGCGCAUCCUUUACAACCUCACCUUGUUGCUACUGGGACCAACAUGGGUGUCCUUGUUUGUGAAUUUGAUAUGAAAUCACUACCACCAGUUGCUCUUUUGCCAACGGUAGCAGGAAGCAGAGAGCAUUCUGCUGUUUAUGUUGUUGAAAGGGAACUGAAACUUCUACAGUUUCAAUUGUCUAACACUGGAAAUGCAGCUCUUGGAAAUAAUGGCACCUUGAAUGAAAUGGGAAGAGUCAGAGGAGAGACGCUUGAACAGCUCCAUGUAAAGCAAGUCAAAAAGCAUAUUAGUAUGCCUGUACCCCACGAUUCAUAUUCGGUGCUUUCUGUGAGCAGUUCAGGAAAGUUUCUUGCCAUUGUGUGGCCUGACAUCCCUUACUUUUCAGUUUAUAAGGUCAGUGAUUGGUCGAUUGUCGAUUCAGGUAGUGCAAGGCUAUUGGCUUGGGACACAUGUAGAGACAGGUUUGCCUUGUUGGAGUCUUUGCCACCAUUCAAAAUGCCAAUAAUUCCUAAAGGCAGCUCAUCAAGGAAAGCAAAGGAAGCUGCAGCUGCAGCCGCCCAAGCUGCGGCAGCAGCAGCCUCUGCAGCAUCAUCUGCUGGUGUUCAAGUUCGGAUAUUGCUGGAUGAUGGCACAUCAAACAUAUUGAUGAGAUCUGUGGGUAACCGCAGUGAACCAGUUGUUGGUUUGCAUGGGGGAGCCCUACUUGGCGUAGCUUACCGUACAUCCCGAAGAAUAAGCCCUGGUGCUGCUACAGCUAUUUCUACAAUUCAGUCUAUGCCCUUAUCAGGAUUUGGGGGUACUUCAACUUCUUCUUUCAGCACCAUGGAUGAUGCAUAUUCUUCACAGAAAUCUUCUUCUGAAGCAGCACCACCAAAUUUCCAAUUAUACAGCUGGGAAAGUUUUCAACCUGUUGGGGGUCUUCUUCCUCAACCUGAAUGGACGGCAUGGGACCAAACUGUUGAAUAUUGUGCUUUUGCUUAUCAGCAAUACAUCGUUAUAUCUUCAUUGCGUCCUCAGUUUCGCUACUUAGGAGAUGUCGCAAUACCUUAUGCAACUGGAGGUGUUUGGCAACGAAGGCAAUUAUUUGUUGCUACCCCAACCACAAUUGAGUGUGUCUAUGUGGAUGCUGGCAUCACUCCUGUCGAUAUUGAAACAAAGAAGAAGAAAGAAGAGGUAAAACUCAUGGAAGCUCAAUCAAGAGCUGUUUCCGAACAUGGAGAAUUGGCAUUAAUAACUGUUGAUAGUCAGCAAUCAGUUGUGCAAGAGAGGGUAUCAUUGCGGCCACCGAUGCUUCAGGUUGUCAGAUUAGCUUCCUUUCAGCAUGCUCCCUCCAUACCUCCAUUCAUAACAUUGCCUAGACAGUCUAAAGUAGAUGGUAAUGAUUCGGCAAUUCUCAAAGAGUUUGAAGAAAGGAGAACUAACGAGGUAGCUGUGGGUGGUGGUGGGGUUGCUGUUGCCGUCACCAGAUUUCCAGCAGAGCAAAAACGACCAGUGGGACCUCUUGUUAUUGCUGGUGUAAGAGAUGGUGUUCUCUGGCUGAUUGACAGGUACAUGUCGGCGCAUGCAAUAUCACUUGGCCAUCCUGGUAUUCGCUGUCGAUGUCUCGCUGCCUAUGGAGAUGCUGUCAGUGCAGUAAAAUGGGCUAGCAGGCUAGGCCGAGAACAUCAUGAUGAUCUAGCACAAUUUAUGAUGGGAAUGGGUUAUGCCAAUGAGGCACUUCACUUGCCUGGUAUAUCUAAGAGGUUGGAAUUCGAUCUGGCAAUGCAGAGCAGCGAUCUAAAAAGAGCUCUUCAGUGCCUUCUAACAAUGAGCAACAGCCGGGAUAUCGGACAAGAGGCUCUUGGAUUGAAUCUGAAUGACAUUAUGAAUUUGUCAUCAAAGAAGGAAAACGUUGUCGAUGCUGUUCAAGGGGUAGUUAAGUUUGCCAAGGAGUUCCUUGAACUUAUUGAUGCUGCAGAUGCUACUGGGCAAACUGACACGGCCCGUGAAGCUCUUAAAAGAGUAGCUGCUGCAGGCUCCGUAAAAGGUGCCCUGCAAGGUCAUGAAUUAAGAGGGCUUGCCUUACGACUAGCAAAUCAUGGGGAGUUGACACGACUUGGCAAUUUGGUGAGCAAUUUGAUAUCUGUGGGGUCUGGAAGAGAAGCUGCAUUUGCAGCUGCCCUUUUGGGAGACAAUGUGCUGAUGGAGAAGGCCUGGCAGGAGACGGGAAUGCUUGCAGAGGCUGUACUUCAUGCUCAUGCCCAAGGUCGACCAACGUUGAGGAGCUUAGUUCAGGCAUGGAAUAAGAUGCUGCAGAAAGAGCUUGAGCAUGCACCCUCCAUCAAAAUGGAUGCCGCAGCUGCGUUUCUGGCAUCUCUCGAAGAAUCUAAGAUCACCAGCUUGCAAGAUGCCGCUAAAAAGCCUCCCAUUGAAAUUCUUCCACCUGGAAUGUCGUCUUUGUACGGUCCUAAUCCCGGUCAAAUUGGUAUGAAAAAGCCCACGGCUGCCCUCCCGAGUUCACAGCAGAAACCAUUGCAAUUGGAAGGACCUGAUGCAAAACCCCAGAGCAUUUCAUCCUCUGCUUCAGAGUCGAGUGCUCUUCCCCCAUCUGAGUCGGGUGCUCCACAGAACUCCGACACGGUGGCUCCAUCUGCAACUGCUACACCAGUGGAAACUGCCACAGUUUCUGAGCCUGUUGCUUCAUUGCAGCCCGAAUCAGAUUCUUCUGCCCCUCCGGUCGGCGAGUCUGGAAACCAGGCUCCGGAAUCGAGCAAUGUUCCUGUAGAAGAAUCUGAGGUACCCAAGUCAUCAUCCCCAGCUGCUUCAGAGCCUAUUGGAACUGAAGAAGCUGUCCCCCCAACGGUGAAUAAUGCAUCGACUAUGUCUGUGGGUGCCCAACAGCCGCUGAAUAGCCAAGGGUCAGGAGGAGUCCGUGCUGAGCUCCCAAUGAUCGACUUCACCUAAGGAAAAUCGAUGCAGGUUAGUUGACUAUAUAUUUUUCGGUUUCUAUAGGGAUUUGAUGUGGCGGCGCCAUGUGAAUGAGAAAUAUAUAUACCAUUGUUGAACCAAAGCUUAAAAACAACCGGCGCAGCACCACGGCGACAUUCAUGUGAUAUUGAUGUGUUCCAUUAGCUAGCCUGCCUGCCUGCCUGCUUGCCCGGCAGCAUUUCUUGUGAUAUGAACUGAUGUGCGAGCUACUGUUGUCCGACUUUUAUGUUCUUGAGAUGAUUUGUAAAUCGAGAUUCUAAUAGUGUUGUUUGAUGAUAUCGAUAUCUUUUUGAUCCCA